Messenger RNA from Acomys russatus (golden spiny mouse), 750 nucleotides. RefSeq names its product leucine rich repeat containing 31 (gene Lrrc31). The record is from RefSeq and is a predicted model, not a curated record. Lineage: Eukaryota; Metazoa; Chordata; Mammalia; Rodentia; Muridae.
AUGGAGAGCUAUAAGCCAAAGCCUAAGGGAUCAGAACCAUACUUGGAAGAACCAGAUGUUUCCCGGAAUGAUUUUGUCAGUGCACCCUUCCACUCGCUCAAUCAACAAACAUAUCUUGUCAGCAAGCUGAAAGUCCUGAGGCUGCGUAGAGGCAGAAUUGCCACUGAGGACCUUCAGACACUGGGAGACACUAUUGAAAGGAUAUGUGAACUUGAAAAGCUGAGUUUAUACUGGAACAGCAAAGUGGGGAGGGGGCAGUUGCCUCAGGUUCUCCUCACAUUCCAAAAAGGGAGCAAGAUUCGAACACCUGAACUUGCAGACUGUGCCCUUACAUCACAGGAUGGAGUGUUUGUGGGCCACCUGCUACAGAAGCUGCCAAGCCUUGAAGUAUUCGACCUGUUUAACAGAGACAUUGGCAGCAGUCUAGACAUCGCAGCACAAGGAUAAAAAAGUACUUCAGGCCUGAAGGUAUUGCAGUUACAUUCCUGUGGCCUAUCCAAGAAGAGUGUUAGAAUACUGGAUGAUGCCCUUGCAACCUUGGCUUUGCUGAGGACACUGGGUCGCUCCUGCAACAAGGACCUGGGUGGAGGCUCUGAGGAUGCUCGGCGGGCCUUACUGACGCAUCAGGAAGUCAAGCCCCUCUACCAGUGCUCACUCACAGCAGAUGAUGUGAUGUCAUUGAGGAAGUAUGCCCUGCGGGGGCCGAACCUGAGGUCUGUUUCUUUAAAGAACUUUGUGACCCUCAGAUAG